AGUGAACGAAUUGACUUUUUGUAUACUUUCCCCCACUAGGGUCCCCCUUUGAUAUCACCUUCCUUAAGAGAUUUCCAGACCAAGCACAACCAUGUCCGGCGUCCCUGAUGUGCAGCGUCCUCCUCUGAAUUCGAAGGUUCAGAAGGAGAAGUGGGCAUGUCGACUUCGUGGCGCUUUGUCCGAGUACCUCGAGUACCUACCCAAAGAAGAGUGUGGCGCGCUCUUGCAAAAAGUGCAAAUCCGCCUGGAUCAGCUCAACAAUCACCAAGUUGCGCUGAACAUCGCACAGGGCAAGCUAUACCCUGUCAAGAGCUUUCCAGGUGAGCUGGUUCAUUUAGAGUUUCUUUGUUAGAAGAGGUGAGUUAGGUUGGGUUCCUGUGUGCUUUCCUAUAGCCUUUUCAGCUCAGAACUCCUCAUACAAUUCAAGUUUAGUCUAUUUAGAUAUUCAAACUACGGCUUCCUUGGAGUAGAGUCCUCUUCUUCGUAACGUUUUCGUCUCCUUCUCAACAGGUUGGGACUCGAUUCCAAAGGAGGACUAUUGGAAGUACUUCGCUGCGUGCAAUGUCGAAGGAUGGGACUACAACAAGCUGCAAAUUGUGCUGGAGAGUUCCAAACUCUGCGUCGAGAUCCUGUAUGAGUGGGGCCUCGAUCGCAACGCCGCGGCACCGACUUCUUAGUUAGAUUUCGUCGCCAUCUUUUGAGUAUAAGUCUGCAGCUAAUUAGGUAUAGAGAAACGAGAUAUAGGAGGUCGCACAGUCAAGAAGUCUUCUGCUCAUCAUACAAGAAAAACUGACAUGCAGCAUCCUUAUCCCCACUGAAUGCACAGCAAUAACCUAUCUCAACCACCUUAACAGCUUCCCUUCGACGCGAGCAAGAACUGUCCAUCUGCCAAAAGCGUGUCCGCUCGUGUCUUGCACUUGGCCAAAAUGAAUCCUCAUGCUGCAAACACGUUCGAAGUCGUCCAAACUCGCCAGUACCAAUUGAAGCAGCAAGAAAAAGCGGCACGUGAGUGGAUGGAGCAACAGAUGUACAAGGGAAAAUACGGCUGGAAAGGACAACCGUUCGCGAUCUCCGACAGCACUUGGACUGAGGUAUUUAGAUUUCGUCUGGUUCUUAUCAAAAAGUGAAGAAAUGACUCGAACUUCCUUUCAUAUUUGUCAAGUUGAUCUACUCUUGGAAUUUCCUUCUACAACCCCUGCAGACGCACCAUGCUGACCAGAGCGCGUACUACAAAGGAUAUCAGCCUCGCUCGUUUGAGGAGCGUUCUCGCCCUGAUGAAGCGGUCUACCACUCGUACCAGAAGGGAUAUGAGCAGCGUGAGCGCACUGAUCGUCGCCAGCCUGAACAAGCAUCCUCAAGCACUGACGUGCCACCUCCUAGUACGUUGUUUCCACCUAAGCAGGAGAUGACGAAGGGCAAAGGCAAGAAGGGGAAGAAAACGGCUCCUGUGGCUAAGGGUCCUGCGGCAGCUCAUCACACUCCGAUCGUGGCUCCUCCUCCGCCGGCCAAAGAGCCUGCUGCAACAACAACAACAGAUGAUGCACCCCUCAAAACCAAGAAGGGAUCGAAGAAGGGGAAAACAUCCUCAGUGAAGGGGAAAGGUGAGAAAAAACCAGCCAAAGCUGAGGAGAAACCAGUCGAGGAAGAGCCCAAGCAGCAGGCUGACGAGGAGGUGGCGCCGGAGGAACCUGAGGCACCGGAAGAGCCUCAGGAAGAUCCGAUGCAGGUAUCCCCUGAAGCAGAGAAUGUGGUCUACGAUGCAGAAGAUAACGGUGUGGAGGGGGUGCAGGAUGAUCCUGUUCUCAGUGACAACAACGCGUCCAGUGGUGUGGAAGAAACGAAUGCAACUGGUAGUAAGGGACACAGCCUGGACGAAACUCAGGGCGACAUGUCUGGCGCAGUCGGAGAUGACCUCGAUCUGGAGGAGGCUGCCAAAGUCCCGUCUCAACCCGAUGGGGCAGAGGAGGAGAAGGGUGAAGCUGAGCAGGAGCAGCAAGAACAAGAGUGGGAGGGGGAAUGGAAUGAGGGGGAGUGGAAUGAAGGUGAGUGGAAGGAUGGCGAGUGGGAGUAACUGUAGCUCUGAGGCAGAUCUUCGAGAAUCAACCUGUACAAUGUGACGCCUUCUUCUACAAUCUGAAAAAUAUCAACGAACACCAACUAGUUUCUAAGUAGUCUAUCAGUAUAAUCAUCGAUGAGCAGUCUAGUAGCAGUACUCAAAAUCAGAACCAGCAUCUUCUUCUUAUUAGGGAAAUUAUAGCAGAGUUUUUCAAAUCAGAUCAGCAGAACUUGGGGCCAUACUAACUAGAAGCACUAUGGGAAGACGGAAAUCUACAAUGAAGUGAACGUUUAGGGUGGCUUUUCAAGCUCCACCCAGUGACAUUCAACGCAGAAACCAGAGCAGCACUACUCUUAAUUUUGCCACGGGAAACAAUGAGAAACAUGAAAUACAAGCACGAAACUCAGUCGAUGGAAAUCAAUGCAGCACCUUUCUUAAUAGCAACAGAAACUUGUACAAAGUUAUUUGUGUAUUAUUUUCCGACGAGAUGAAAGUAGAAACCUUCUUAACAUUUCUGGUCGCAGCGGGAAGCUUCUGCUCCUUCGUGUCCAUUUCCUGAUCGCUUCGU
Molecule: messenger RNA, 2624 nt
Organism: Amoebophrya sp. A25
Lineage: Eukaryota; Dinophyceae; Syndiniales; Amoebophryaceae
Source: the annotation of a GenBank genome assembly